Molecule: messenger RNA, 1392 nt
Organism: Cylicocyclus nassatus
Lineage: Eukaryota; Metazoa; Nematoda; Chromadorea; Rhabditida; Strongylidae
Source: the annotation of a GenBank genome assembly
ACCCUUUAUACUGAUGGUCAAACAGUUGAUUUAAUUCAUUUUCCUUGCUCUUUUUGAAUAACCUUCUUAUCAACCUAUUGUCUACUAUUUUGUCUGCCAUCUCCGCGGUUAUGUACUAACAUCUGCGCAUUUAGAUUUAAGAAGUAAAACAUAAUUAGCUAUGACCAUCUUUCUUUGUCUACUUAUCAACAUCCAUUUAAUGAUGGGAUACUGGAGCAAUGCGGGAAGUCUGUACGAUGCUCGAACCUGCGGCAAAAAGCAAAUGCACUAUGCAUAUGGACAUAUAGGAGGAAACUCAUACAGACACAGACGCAGUGCUAACUUAUAUGGUCAAAACAUCAACACGAGCACCAACAAGGACUACGAGGAAGAGUACAAAUUAGAAGAGGGGCAACCUGAAGAAGAUGACUUCAACGAUCCGAUGCAAGAAAAGGUAAUGGGUGGUGAACGAGCAAGAAGAGGUGAACUUCCAUGGGCGGUACUGCUUUCCUUCGGAUAUCCCAAUGGGUUAUGCGGUGGGACCCUCAUCUCGAGAAGACAUGUAAUUACUGCAGCACACUGUUUUUGGCCAAGAGACGCGGAAUGCAGCACUUCCAAAAUGUAUACUUUGGAUUAUGUCAGAAGAAAUUUACAAGUAUUUAUAAACGGCACAUGUGUGAUGGCUGGUGUAGAAGGUUGCACCAUAUCGGAUGUUAGCAGUAUGUAUAAAGUUGCACGCGCAUACUACAAAGGAUUUUUCGAGCGCGGUUGCAAAUACACACAUGACAUUGCAAUUCUUGAAUUAACUAAGGAUGUGCCGGCUACAGACCCUUACGUGCGGCUGAGAGCGUUUGGAUGGGGAUUGGACCCUAUAAAAUUCCCCGAAUCUAUUCCUCCAUACUUGCAGAAAUUAUAUCUAGGUUCAAAAAUGAGUCAGAAGAAAUGCAAACAAGUUCUUGAAGACUUCAAUUCUGAAUCGGACGACACAUUUUGCACUGCAGAAGGUCAGGAAAGAAACGUUUGUCAUGGUGACAGUGGCGGAGGUGUAUACGCAACUAUCAAUGGAAGAGAUUAUUUGAUUGGAAUUGUUUCGUUUGGGUCUGACUGCGAAGAAUUGCUAAACAGAACCGCGACGGCAGCAGCCCAGAUGAACACUGACAUCGUGUACCACAAGGACCUCAUCAUGUCAUGGAUUCAGCCUUACAGAACUCAAUUCUAUUGAGCAAAAGUCAUGCUUUGUUAAAAGACUGACUCCUUUGCACGCUUUCCUGUCAUUUACAACGCCAUAAAAAUCGGAAUUCCAUGGUUCAACUUGGUCACAUUACUAUAAGUGAUAAGCCUUACAAAUCAUAACAGCUAUGCUUUCUGUCUUUAAGUCUGAAUCUGUUGUGCUUGUUAUUUUGCUUUUGCCAG